Dothidotthia symphoricarpi CBS 119687 is the source of this 1281-nucleotide messenger RNA. RefSeq lists its product as uncharacterized. The record is from RefSeq and is a predicted model, not a curated record. Gene Ontology annotation, molecular function: protein binding. The transcript has 2 exons. Lineage: Eukaryota; Fungi; Ascomycota; Dothideomycetes; Pleosporales; Dothidotthiaceae. Bases 1 to 1281 code for a protein of 426 amino acids.
AUGUCUACUAUGAUGAUCGAUUUACCACUCGAGAUCCUGCAUCGCAUAUGCAUAUACCUCCCCUCUGAGUCCGCUCUCGCCUUCCUUCACACAUCCCCUUCCAUCCACCAAGCCUGCAACGACUGGACCGUAUGGCGCGACCUCAUCGCGCAGAACCCCAGCUUCCCCCGUGGCUUCUCCACAAGCACCCAGUAUGCAUGGAAAAGAUACGUAGUAGCAGAUGCCCGAGCCAGCCGCCUCGAAGAAGGCACAUGUAUCAGAAAAGCCGUUGAGCAAUAUCUCCCACAACUUCUAGCGUUGAAAUACACCGGAGCCCCCAGUAUCCACGCAGAAGCCUUCUACAACCUCUGCCACCCCCUUAUCAGCAACGCCGUCUACCCCCGCUCCCUCGUUCGCCUCGCAACAGACUCCAAUCCUCGCUGGGAAUUUAUGACUAACCCCUCGAGCCCCUUCUCCGCCUCAGACUGGCAAUCCGCCCAAGCAGCAGCCUUCUGCUUCGCAUCUCGCGUUUUAUCCGACGACACAUCUCCCGAGGACCCAGAGACGUCCCCCUUCCAGCUCGGAAGCGUGCGGUGGCUACUUUCCACCACCGAGCAAACCAAGAACGGAAAAGCAGUCGCAAUGCAGCACGCCCUAGCCAACGCAGUAGUAGGAUGUUUCUGCUCCGAGCUACGAAUCGCACUUAGCGGCGAGCGAACAAUCAGCGAGAACUUCGACGGCUGUGCGUACCCACCCAGCGACGUUGAGAUCCCUCUGAAAGACUGCAUGGCACUCCCCGUACCGUUUUCCACCCGUAGUACGGAGAUGUUCGGGACGUGUCACGUGCGCGCUAUGACGACGCCGAGUUUCUUCACCGAGGACGAGUGGACGGGGUAUUUCAGUACGAGGGGGGAUUGGCGCAGUGUGUAUCAGGGCGUUGGGGGGUACUCGGAUGAGGCUGUCAAGAGUGGGCGGCGCGCGUCGGUGUGUGAGCCGGCUGUAGAGAGUGUGGUUAGGUUCCGGGUUGUGAGGACACACGAGAAUGGGGACUUUGUUCUGCGGUCGAAUCGUUUCCAUACGCCGACUGAGCAACACGUUUUGACCAUGUUGGUGGAGAGGAAGACUGGGCGGUUGACGGCGUCGCUUGAUAACUCUUGCAAGUCGAUAGAAGAUGUGUCGGGCAGUGAAGUGAGGAAUGCGGUGAUCACGCCUUUUGGAAUUGUGCACGGUGUUCGGCCUGGAGAAUGGAUGUGGCUUUGGAAGAGUAGGUGGUCUCGGGAGGUUGAACCGGGGAUGCAAUGA